Messenger RNA from Acyrthosiphon pisum (pea aphid), 2105 nucleotides. RefSeq names its product Ubiquitin-like activating enzyme 3 (gene Uba3). Gene Ontology annotation, cellular component: cytoplasm; nucleus. The transcript is spliced from 3 exons. Lineage: Eukaryota; Metazoa; Arthropoda; Insecta; Hemiptera; Aphididae. Bases 249 to 1574 code for a protein of 441 amino acids. Gene Ontology annotation, biological process: protein neddylation. Gene Ontology annotation, molecular function: NEDD8 activating enzyme activity. The record is from RefSeq and is a predicted model, not a curated record.
GUAAUACAAACACGAUUAUAAAGAUUAAAGAAGUUCUUUAUAAUCGUGAAUACUGAAUAGUCUGAAUAUAAAUUUAAAAUCACUGAAUCACUGACACAGUGACACAUUGAACCACAAUAUUUUGUACUUCAUGUUAUUAUUUUUAACCAAGUUCCAUCACUUACUUCUGUUUAUAAAGUAUUUAAAUUAUUUGUAAAUUAUAAUUACCUACUUGAAAAAAUCAGACAAUUCAAUUAAAAAACAUCAAAAUGUGUGACAAUGAUCAUAGAAGAUGGAAUCAUUUGAAGAAGAUCUUGGAACGUUCCAGUCCAUUCUGUCAUCCUGAUUUUGAACCGGGCACAGGCAUAUUAGAAUUUUUACAAAAUUCCUGUAAACUACUUGUGGUCGGCGCUGGUGGAUUGGGCUGUGAAUUACUUAAAGAUCUCGCAAUGAUGGGAUUUGGAGAUGUCCAUGUUAUAGAUAUGGACACUAUAGACUUGUCUAAUCUAAACCGUCAGUUUUUGUUCCGUAGGAAGGAUGUAAACAGUUCUAAAGCAGAGGUUGCAGCAAAAUUUAUUAACGAACGUGUGCCUACAUGCCGUGUUACACCUCAUCAUUGUAAAAUACAAGACAAGAGCGAAGAUUUUUAUAGGAAUUUUCAUUUUGUAGUGUGUGGUCUUGAUUCUGUUGUUGCUCGUCGAUGGAUUAAUGGAAUGCUUAUAUCUUUGUUAUCAUACGAUGACAACCAGCAACUUGACAAUUCCACCGUAAUACCAUUGAUUGAUGGUGGCACUGAAGGUUUCAAAGGAAAUGUACGUGUUAUAAUACCCGGAAUUACUCCUUGUAUUGAUUGCACCCUAGACUUAUUUCCGCCACAGGUGACUUAUCCAUUAUGUACCAUAGCAAGUACACCUCGUUUACCUGAACAUUGUAUAGAGUAUGUGAAAUUAAUACAAUGGCCGAAAGAAAACCCAUUUGAUUCCAACAUUGAUACAGACGAUCCAGUUCACAUUAGUUGGAUUUAUGAGAAAUCCCUUGAACGCGCUGAUGAAUUUGGAAUAAAUGGAGUUAAUUAUCGAUUGGUUCAAGGUGUUAUUAAAAAUAUAAUACCAGCAGUAGCAUCAACAAACGCUGUGAUAGCUGCUGCUUGUGUUACUGAGGCUUUCAAAGUGGCCACUAGUUGUUGUCCAUUAUUAAAUAAUUAUGCUGUAUUCAAUAAUGCUGAUGGUAUAUACACCUAUACAUAUGAAGCCGAACGCAAAUCUGAUUGUAUUACUUGUAGUCCACGUAAAGCCAAAUAUCUCGAUAUAGAUGACACAAAUAUGCGGCUGGAAAAAAUUAUUGAAAUACUUUGCGAACACCAGCAGUAUCAGAUGAAGAACCCUGCACUCACUAUAGAAUUAGAUGGAAAAAGAAAAACACUGUACAUGCCAAACGUGCCUUCCAUUGAAUUAAAAACUAGGCCAAAUCUAAAAAUGACACUUGAACAAUUGGGUAUUGCUGACGGAUGUAAAUUAUUAGUGGCUGAUAUCACAAACCCUAGAGCUUUUGAAAUUAUUCUUAAAAUCAAGAACAACUGUGUUAGCAUGGAAUAAUAUUAUACUUUUUUGAAUAUUUACUUUAAUACUAUUCUGCAAUAAAUAGUUUAAUACAAUUAUAAACAUUAAACUUUUCAUUAUAUUAUGAAUGUUUAACAUUAUUUAAUAUUAGUUAAAUUGUGUAAUGUAAAGCAACCCAAUUGUUUUUAAAAUAAUGUAUUUUAUUAUUUUAAAACACAAUAUUUUUUUUUUUAUUGGUCUUGAAAUGUAUACAAUUUCCGCUUUGACUACUUGCUCAUUAACUAUAAACAUAAAUUAAUUAUAUUUAUUUUGUUAAACAGAGCAAAGAAAAAAAAGAUACAAGAAAAACAGUUUUGAAUUAGUUAAUUUGGUAUUUUGUACAUUGCAAAUGUUGGCUAAAGUAGCUUGAGUAAUUUGGUUGUUUUGAAAAAUACAAUGGUUUUGUUGUCAGGACUACACAAUAUUUAUACACUGGAAAGUAGUGUAUCUAUUUUUCAAAUGAUUGUUUCCCACUAUCAAAAAGAUCAUUUAAUGAAAAAAAUAAACAUUUUUCUAUUUUGUAAUGCA